CAUCAUUAAUUUGUGAGUAUCAGCUCUUAUUCGCCCGGCUAAAGAUGACGGAUAUUAUCUCAAAAAAGGUGGCCCGCACAUGUGACGAGUGUAAGGCUCGCAAAGUCCGCUGUCUCAAAUCUGGCGCUGAGGCUCAAUCACCCUGUCGUAACUGUGUGGCCCGAAAUGCACCAUGUCAUUUCAGCUAUCUUAAACAGCCCCGGAAACGAAAGAUAAUCCCUGAAGGCGGCUCGACUGUAGGAGCUCGUAAUCCUGUUCCAUUGUCAGGGACGUGUGAUGUCCCUACUAGUCAGGAUUCACGAGCAAAUCGAAAUGAGAAAACUGUCUCUGGAGGGUCACAUUAUGGCAGGAAAGACCUAUGUUUAACCUCUCACAUUGGUCAAAUCAAGCAUCAGUUCUUGUCCCCGCUUUACAUUGAUCUUCUUUUGGCAGAUUGCCGAGCACCUGCGGCUCAUAAAAAUGAAACUUCUUCAACCAAGCUCACAGAAAUUUUUGGGCACAGCUCCAACCUGUCCUUCUUUUCUACCAGCAGAGUUCGGUCAUUGAACAGUCGACUCGGGCAUACAAAGCUGAACCAAUUAAUGCAUCGAAUUGAUUCAGUUUUAAGCUCAAGGUUGAACAAAAGCCCAAGCCAAAUGACUCAGUUGUACUCUUUGCGCCAAUCAGAUAGGGUUCCACCCUCUAUCGCAGGGCCGUUGACAGCCUCCUACAUCAGGUCAUACUUUGAACAGGUCCAUCCAAUAUAUCCCUUUCUAGAGCGACAAUCCUUUGAAAAGAGAGCAUUCGAACCCAUGUCACAGUCUUCGGUGACGGUAGAUGAAGUUUGGUCGGCACUAUAUCAUACCGUCUUGGCCAUUGGUUGUCAAUACAAUGAUGGUGGAAGUUUCGACCCGGGAUGCGGGCAGGCAUGGAAGCUCUUCGAAGUUGCGCUUUCUUAUUUUCCGGACAUUGUGAUGAUGAAAGGGUCAUUGAUGGCUGUGCAGGCUUUGACUGCAAUGGCCAUCUUCUCAUCAACUGUGUCCGCAUAUCAUUUCGAAUCAUUGCUAGUUACGGAAGCAGCGAAACUGAGCCAAAGCAUGGGUUACAACAAGAUUACAAGCACUAUCCCAAAUCCCAAUGAGAAUGAACGGCGUCGGGUGUUUUGGGUGGUAUACUGUCUCGAGAAAUCUUCCUGCUUUAUCACAGGAAGAGCUUCGACCCUUAUGGACUCCGAUAUUGGAUGUCCGAUCCCGUAUGUUUCCGAAUCCACAUUUGGAAGUUACAAUUGGCUUCUCUCGUUUGCUAGAUAUGCUAGGCUGGUUUCGCGGAUAUAUAGCAGUCUAUUCAGUGUGAGCUCAGGAGAACAUACAGCCAGUACCUACCAUACUUCGAUUCGACAGCUCAAUGAUGAGCUGGAAGCGUGGCGAGUGUCAAUCCCACUACAGUACCGGCCUCGCGAGCAGCUUUCUGGACGUGGUUUACCGGGAACGCUAGAGAUUUUCAUCGCUGUCAGCACACAAUACUUGUAUUUCAACGCUUUACUUACUCUAUUACGAAUUUCACUUCACGUUGGAGUGGGUGAUAUGGCAACAGCACCUGAUCAGCAGGAGACCAAGAAGCAACUGAUGAAAACAGCGUGCUUGAUAUUAGAUUUGACAAAGUAUAUUGAAGUGGCCCCUUAUGCUUCAAUGUGGAUCAUGGCUUUGAUGCCAAUAUCAGCCCUUUUCAUCCUCUUCGACCUUGUCGUGCACAAUCCAACCCAUCCAGAAACCAAUAACAACCUAGCGCUCCUCGACGUUGCAAGUGGUCACUUCGGUCGUAUCGAGUACGCAAGUCGCGGAACCCUGCCAGGUUCUCUCGUUUCUGAGUUCGCGCAUAUUGCACGGGAGUAUGUGCGAGGUGUGCAAAGAGAACGCCUUCCAAAAAGCCGACAUAAUGAGAAUAAUAACAAACAGCAUGAGAAUAUCGACCUGACAUCCAGCCCCCUGAUACAAAGUAAAGAAGCGGUAACAAAUUACAAUGGCAUCUCUUCUGAACAAUACUUACAACAGACCCCUCGAUGCGAAAUACUGGGUCAAGUGAUUUCUGGUAGCGGUUCACACAUUUCACAGCCGAUAGAUGCGAUAAAAGUUCCACCAGAAACACCAACAUCAAUGCCUUUCACAGCUCCUCCAGAGCAGAAGAAUCAACUUUUAAAUGCACAGCAACUACCAACUACUUAUUCAGCCCCUCAUCACCCGUUUGUCAUGCACAAUCAGGCAGUCAGUACCAGAUCCGAAGCCGAAACGGAAACGAUCUUCUUCCCUCUCGUUGAUGAUCCUACAUAUCUUAUACCCGGAGAUGAAGAGAUGCAGCAGCUUCUGGGAAUCGAUGUGAUGGACCUAUUUGACUUUGCAAAUUCAUCGGCCAGUGGACUCGAUAGGAGGUAAAUGGCAGAAAAACUAGCUACCUUGUUGCUUUUGUUUAAGUAUUUGAAAUACCAAUACUGACCCAUAUUCAUCUAAUAUUAAUGUCUAUUUUCAUGUUAUUUUAGUUCUUCUCGUUGUUACGGAAAGUUGGAACAGAAAUUAUUGAAUAAUAAGUAAAGCCGUAUCCCAAUUUUUUCACCCGGGUAAGAACAAAAUCUAUCAUAACAUGUAUACGCCAUGUUAUAUAGAUCGUCAGAUAGUGUUACCGUGUAUAUACAGCAGCACCUUGCAAAGAAAUCCCAUCUAUCUACG
Talaromyces proteolyticus is the source of this 2699-nucleotide messenger RNA. Its product is annotated as fungal-specific transcription factor domain-containing protein. Gene Ontology annotation, biological process: regulation of DNA-templated transcription; DNA-templated transcription. Lineage: Eukaryota; Fungi; Ascomycota; Eurotiomycetes; Eurotiales; Trichocomaceae. Bases 45 to 2408 code for a protein of 787 amino acids. The transcript is spliced from 10 exons. The record is from RefSeq and is a predicted model, not a curated record. Gene Ontology annotation, molecular function: DNA-binding transcription factor activity, RNA polymerase II-specific; DNA binding; zinc ion binding.